Peniophora sp. CBMAI 1063 is the source of this 249-nucleotide messenger RNA. The record is from the annotation of a GenBank genome assembly. Lineage: Eukaryota; Fungi; Basidiomycota; Agaricomycetes; Russulales; Peniophoraceae.
AUGUUCGCUCGUAUCGCUGCUCGUGCCCCUGAGCUCCGUACUAUUGCUCGCCGCGCUUACUCUACCGGCCGCUCGGAGGGUUCCGUCGCUGAGAGCAAGGGAUUCAGUAAGAAGGAGAAGGCUGUUGAGGACCAGUACGCACGCAAGCACGAGGCGGAGCAACUCAAGAAGAUCCGCGCCCAGAUCGAGCAGAAGCAGAAGGAGAUUGCUGAGCUCGAGAAGGCCGCACAAGAGACUAAGAGCUCAUAA